GGCCGCGAGGCUUUGUGCCCGCAGAGCCGCGUUCUUGCUUCAACAGUGCUUGAACGGAACCGGCUCCGCUCCGACCCGCUCCGACCCGCCCCGGCCCGGCCCCAGCUCCGCUCCGACCCGGCUCCGCUGCGCUCCGGCCCCCUCCGGUCCCGCGUCCCGCCGCCAUGGACUCCCAGGUGCGCCAGAACUACCACCGCGACUGUGAGGCCGCCGUCAACCGCAUGGCCAACAUGGAGCUCCACGCCUCCUACGUCUACCUGAGCAUGUCGUUCUACUUCGAGCGGGACGACGUGGCGCUGCCCCGCGUGGCCCGGUUCUUCCGGGAGCAGGCGCACGAGGAGCGGGAGCACGCCGAGAAGCUGCUGCAGUUCCAGACCCGCCGCGGCGGGCGCGUGCUGCUGCACGACGUCAAGAAGCCGGAGCGCGACGCCUGGGGCUCGGCGCUGGAGGCGGUGGAGGCGGCCCUGCAGCUGGAGAAGUCGGUCAACCAGGCGCUGCUGGACCUGCACCGCCUGGCAGCCGAGAAGGGCGACCCGCACCUCUGCGACUUCCUCGAGUCCCACUACCUGGACGAGCAGGUCAAGGCCAUCAAGGCGCUGGGAGACCAUGCCACCAACCUGCGGCGCCUGGCGGCCGGCACCGGGGGGGCCGCGGGGGCUGCGCUGGGGCUCGGCGAGUACCUCUUCGACCGCCUGAGCCUGGAGGAGUGCAGCUGAGCCCCGGCCCCGGACCCGCAACCCCCUGCCCCGUCCACGGGGGCCAGCCUGCCGGGGCCCCCCGCCCCGGCACGACUCCAAUAAAGGGUCCGUCCUGCCCCUCGC
Molecule: messenger RNA, 821 nt
Organism: Dromaius novaehollandiae (emu)
Lineage: Eukaryota; Metazoa; Chordata; Aves; Casuariiformes; Dromaiidae
Product: ferritin heavy chain A-like
Exons: 4
Coding region: 165-716 (183 amino acids)
Biological process (GO): iron ion transport; intracellular iron ion homeostasis
Cellular component (GO): cytoplasm
Molecular function (GO): ferrous iron binding; ferric iron binding
Source: RefSeq, a predicted model, not a curated record